ACCAACCCACCGCGAAAACACCAAACCACCCCAACAAAGGCGCCAAAACCACCAGAACCGCCAAACCAACACAACAGCACAACACAACAACACACCAAAACAACAACACACCAAAACAACAACACAACAAAAACAAAACAACCAACCAAAGCCACCACCAACCACCACCAACCACCAACCAAACAACCGACCCCCCGCCAUGCUCCGCGCAGACAGCCUACGAAGGCCGCUCUACCCCAUCGUCUUCUUGGGCCUCACGCUCGUGUUCCUCACUGCACACUUGUACGCCCAGCGCCCCGCCGGCGCCGCCGACACCAGCUCCUGCAAGCCCGUGUACAUGUACCCCUCGUACGCGCGCAUCAAGGCGUUCGACGAGUCCCACUCCAAGUACGCGGCCAAGUACUCGCUCUACCUCUACCGCGAACAGGGCAAGGACGCCGUGCCCGGCGCCGUGGGCGCGGGCCUCGGCACGCUCCGCGGCGUGCCCGUGCUCUUCGUGCCGGGAAACGCCGGGUCGUACCGCCAGGUGCGGUCGCUAGCCGCCGAGUGCGCCGCUCUCCACCACGACGCCAACAUCGACGUGGUGCACAACGCGCGCGGCCGCAGCCUCGACUUCUUCGCCGCGGACUUCAACGAGGACUACACCGCGUUCCACGGCCGCACGUUGCUCGACCAGGCUGAGUACUUGAACGCGGCCGUGCGCUUCAUCUUGCUGUUGUACGCGCCGGCCGCCGACGCGCCGGCCGCGGUGAUGCUCGUGGCCCACUCCAUGGGCGGCGUGGUGGCACGCGUCAUGCCCACCUUGGCGUCGUGCCCGCGCGGCUCCAUCAGCACGCUCGUGACGCUCGCGGCGCCGCACGCGGCCGCGCCGUUGACCUUCGACGGCGACCUCUUGAGGCUCUACCUGGCCGCGGACCGCGUGUGGCACGCGGCGUUCGCCGGCUCCGCGCCGGCCCACGCGUGGCUCCGCGACGUGGCCGUGGUGUCCAUCACGGGCGGCGCCGCGGACGCGAUCUUGCCCGCGGACUACACCUCGCUCGGCGCCGUGGUGCCGGCCUCCAACGCGCUCACCGUGUACACCUCCGGCAUCCCCGGCGUGUGGACGCCCAUGGACCACUUGGCCAUCGUGUGGUGCCGCCAGCUCCGCCGCAGCGUGCUGCGUGCGCUCUUGCAGAUCGUCGACGCCGCCUCGCCGCUGCGUGUGUGCCCGCUCCAUGACCGCAUGGCCGUGUUCCGCCAGAACCUCCUCUCGGGGUUCGAGGCCGCGCCCGAAGGCUCGCGCGCCGGUCGGGAGGCGCUUUUCUCCCUCCGCUUCGACGUGCAAGACGCCGUGCUCCACAGCGGCGCCACGGCCAUCUGGAAGUCCUCCGCGCCGGUGUCCCCUCGCGCCCUUGCCUUCAGCCUCUUGCCGCUCACGGCCGCGUCCACCGCGCUGCUCCUCACCGACACGGCGCCGCCCGCCGGCGACCCGCUCGCGCAGAUCCGCGCGGCGCCCCACUGCGUGUUCUUGUGCAAGAAGCGCGGCGCCGCGGCCGCCGACGCGGCCCCCGCCGUGGACCUCACGGGGCCCGCCACCAAGGAGUUCAUGGAGUUGCUGUGCGCCAGCGCGGCCGCCCGCUACAACGAGAUCCCCAAGUCGUCUGCGCACGUGGCCUCGCUCGAGGACUCGGCGUUCGACGGCGGCGCCGCGCCGUUCUGGGCCGCGCACCUCUCCUCCGACGACGUCCGGGACUUCGACACCUUGUUGGUGGUGUCCAACCGCGAGCACGCCGGGGCGCACGACGGCUUUAUGGUCGCGCAGACCAGCGCCAGGGACGCCUCCACGUACGUCGUGGGCACGGACAUGCUCUCGCUCAUCACCAGGGGCGCCGACGUGUCCUUGCUCGCCACGCGCCCGCUCGCCGUCAAUCUCAACGUGCCUGGCGCCUGGUCCAGUCUCUUGGCGUACAGGGUGGACCUCAAGGAGACCAGCGGGCCCCUCUUCGAACCGUUCAUCCGCCAGUGGGUCGAGGACCCCUACGAAACAAAGUGGCUCAUCAAGUUGCGCGGCCGCUCCACGCUUCUGGUCACCAUGCACGGCGUGGCGCCCUUCACGCCCUUCCCGAGCUACAAACCUGGCCUGGGCUUGAACUUGCAGCUCUGGUCCGACCCGCAAGGCGGCUGGUCCGACGACAACGUCGCUGCGGUCGAGUUGGCCAUCUCCGUCGACUGGCUCGGCAGCCUCAGGCUCCUUGUUGUGCGCUACCGCCUCGCGGUCGUCUCCCACUGCCUCGCCGUCACUGUGUUGGUCGCAAUACUCCAGUUCCGCAAAUACAGCGUCUCCGGGAGGUUUCCCGACUACGUGUAUGGACUAUCCAGUGUCUGCAGCGUGCAGAUCUUUGUCCCCACGCUCUUGGCAUUGUGGGUCUUGUCUCCCGUCACUAAAAUCCGCGCUGUCCAGUAUGCGUUGAACCUCGUGGAUCCAGUCGUUCUCCAAGAUCCCAACGAGAUCAACUUGAGCAUACAAGAUGGCUACCGAUUGAACUCCUUCUAUCUCGGUUUGGAGGAGAACUGCUUGGCGUUCAUCGGGCCCAUGUUCUAUAUCAUGGCCAUCGGCAUCAACUUCUUGACUUACCACGCUCUCACCACCAUCGGUCUCCUCGUCGUGGGGUUGAUCAAUCCUGCCCCAAGGGGCAAAACCUGGGGAAAGAAGGUCGUUGCGUCUGCGGCUCUUCUCCUUCUCAUUCCUUUCUACCUUCCCUACCAAUUUGCAUACGUCAUAUCAUUCGUCAUUCACACAACCACGUGCAUCAAAAUUCUACUUGACAAUCCCUCGAGGUCGUGCUGGAACUUCAACAUGAGCAUAUUGAUGAUGAUGGCAUGGGUGCUUCCCAUCAACAUACCCGUGUUGAUUGUGUUCGUGCACAAUCUCAACGUCAGUUGGGCUACGCCUUUUUCGUCGCAUCACAAUUUCCUCGCGGUGGCUCCGGUUCUAACGAUGGUCGAGCUUUGCAGCUACUUCGGGAACUCGCUUCCAUUGGGAAGUGACACGGGCGACAAGGCCAAAGACCGCUGGAUCAGCAAAAUCUCCUUUGUGAGUCUUGCUUACUUGGGGGUUUAUUGCAUCGUCUACGGGACUCGCCAUACGUUUUGGCUUCAUCACUUGUUCAAUUUCUGGUGCUGUUCAGUCUGUCUCAUGGUGAUAAACUACUUCAAUGGCGAUGUCCCCGAAAAAAUCAAAUGAUUCACCUCUUUUUUAAACAGUCAACAUCGCAAUCCCUUAAUAAAUAAAUCUGCAUUACCCAAU
Molecule: messenger RNA, 3286 nt
Organism: Metschnikowia bicuspidata var. bicuspidata NRRL YB-4993
Lineage: Eukaryota; Fungi; Ascomycota; Pichiomycetes; Serinales; Metschnikowiaceae
Exons: 2
Coding region: 200-3223 (1007 amino acids)
Biological process (GO): GPI anchor metabolic process; endoplasmic reticulum to Golgi vesicle-mediated transport
Cellular component (GO): endoplasmic reticulum
Molecular function (GO): phosphatidylinositol deacylase activity
Source: RefSeq, a predicted model, not a curated record